Molecule: messenger RNA, 576 nt
Organism: Pediculus humanus corporis (human body louse)
Lineage: Eukaryota; Metazoa; Arthropoda; Insecta; Psocodea; Pediculidae
Product: RAC GTPase, putative
Exons: 4
Coding region: 1-576 (191 amino acids)
Biological process (GO): small GTPase-mediated signal transduction
Molecular function (GO): GTPase activity; GTP binding
Source: RefSeq, a predicted model, not a curated record
AUGCAAACCAUAAAGUGCGUUGUAGUUGGAGAUGGAGCCGUAGGAAAAACAUGCUUAUUAAUAUCGUAUACAACAAAUAAAUUUCCUUCCGAAUAUGUACCAACAGUUUUUGAUAAUUAUGCAGUAACUGUAAUGAUAGGAGGUGAACCAUAUACAUUAGGAUUAUUCGAUACUGCAGGUCAAGAAGAUUAUGAUCGUCUUAGACCAUUAAGUUAUCCACAAACUGAUGUUUUUCUCGUUUGUUUUUCCGUCGUUUCACCUUCCAGUUUUGAAAAUGUUAAAGAAAAGUGGGUUCCAGAGAUAACGCAUCAUUGUCAGAAAACUCCAUUCCUAUUAGUCGGAACUCAAAUAGAUUUACGAGAUGAUGCGGCAACGUUGGAAAAACUUGCAAAAAAUAAACAGAAACCUAUAAGUUUAGAGCAAGGUGAAAAACUUCAUAAAGAGUUAAAAGCUGUUAAAUAUGUUGAAUGUUCUGCAUUAACACAGAAAGGACUGAAAAACGUUUUCGACGAAGCAAUAUUAGCAGCUUUAGAACCACCAGAGCCAGUCAAAAAAAGAAAAUGUAUUCUCUUAUAA